AUGAAAUUUGAAUAUGCCCCAGACGAAGUUUCCCAGAAAGUUGUCGAGGUGCUAAAGCGGUUUUGCUUGCAUUCGAGCAAAGAUGGCCAUCAGAAAGACGUCGGAAGGGUGUUCGAAUCCGUGCCUGAGAAGCUGAAGAUCAAUAUCACCGCGAACCAGCCAAUCACCAUGGUCUUACCUGCAUUUCCAUGGAAGAGCCCGAACCAGAACAAAGUGCUAGGGGAUGGAACCGAUCUAGGAGAAGAAAUCGGCCUGGCGAAGUUGAAUCACCUCUGCGAGGAUAUCUCGAAAGUCUACCCUUAUGGCGCGCGACUAAUCCUCAUUUGUGAUGGACCAGUAUAUAAUGACUUGGUCGGCGUUCCCGACGACGAAUAUUACGACUAUGGCAUUGAGCUGCGCAAAAUAGCCCAAGAGAACCAUUUUCUUCCAUCCAGUGAUGGCGAGAAAAUCUCGAAGGCAGAUUAUUUGCGUCUGGUUCCCACCUGCAGGGAGAAACUGAUGUCACCCACAUACUUCGAUCCGAGAUUUGACAUUGACCAUGAAUUGGAGACAAACCCAGAUACCAAGACAACAUACGAGAGCUAUCUUGGUCGCAUCUCAGAGGAUCUAAGAUGGGCCAAAGGAUUUGACCCUCUUGUCGCGGCCGACCCGGCGCUCUACGCGGCUGAGGUGUCGAAGAUGGCGAAGACUAUGAUCAACCGGCUCAUUGCGUAUGAAGCCGUAAUUAACGCGACACUCGGAAAAUACAUCCGUCUCUCUAUUCACCCUUCAUUAGGGCGAAACAAGAUCUCUAUUCCCCUGCUGCGGCAGGGUGAACUGUUUGGUGACAUGCCGUGGCAUGCAAGUGUGGUGGUACUGUCAAAUGGGGAGAUUAAGACCGGAAGAUCUCAAGAAUUUCGCAAAUCAUACGAGGUCGUUAUGAGGCAUGGCCGGCCGUAUUACUUCAGGGAGCGGAGCCCAACAUAUGAAUGGGAGGCAGAGGUGGAAUUCCAACAUGAUUACGAUGGGUUAAUUGUGAAGAACCCCUGUCAGAGGGUUCAGACGCUUGGUAGAGAUGAUCGCUUGAAGCUGGCUCGCUUGAUUGUGCAGUAUCAGACCAAGUCCGUUCGGGUGGAGGGCUUCGAUGUGCCAAAUGACGCAUGA
Molecule: messenger RNA, 1143 nt
Organism: Penicillium mononematosum
Lineage: Eukaryota; Fungi; Ascomycota; Eurotiomycetes; Eurotiales; Aspergillaceae
Product: isocyanide synthase family protein
Exons: 4
Coding region: 1-1143 (380 amino acids)
Source: RefSeq, a predicted model, not a curated record